Durusdinium trenchii is the source of this 2042-nucleotide messenger RNA. The record is from the annotation of a GenBank genome assembly. NCBI's taxonomy places the organism in Eukaryota, Dinophyceae, Suessiales, Symbiodiniaceae.
CGGGGGUUGGCGGAUAUAUAUAUAUAUAUAUAUAAUCAACAUUUUACAUGAUGGUUACCACAGGUGAUUCAAAGAUUAAGAAACGAUUGGAGGCAUUAACCCUUGCAAUUGCUUUCAGGCGCUAGUCCUUUUUCCCAUCUUGUUUCGGGCAUCGAGUUGUCCUUUUUCUCGGAUCCAAUCGCUUUCGAGUCGGGGAGGUCAUCACCCUCCGGAUCAGAGAUCCGCAUGGAAAAGCCACGGACAUUCAACUUGACUCUUCCCUUUGAAUCACGCAGGCGGGUUUUGCUGAAGAUAGGGUGUUGUAGAACCGAUUUGGCGGGGUUCGCCAAUCAUUUGGAGGGUGUUGUAGAAAAGGAUUUCCGAAGCCAAGCUGUUCUCUCCCUGCACUGUCCCACCCAUUUUUUGUUGGAAGAUGGUGCAAAGUGAACACCUCGUUUUUCCUUCCUUGGUAGGCUCUUGGCCCCUUUGGUUAAUUCGGGAUUUGCUACCAACCCCCUAGAGGUUGAAACCUUAGCAGAAUAUCUAAAAACAGGCAAGACACCCAUACCCAUGCCUAUGUGUCUCUGUGCUGAGAAGACCCAUGUGGCGGCGUGAUCGCCUGCUAUUCGUGUCACAAGAUUGCUGUGGAUUCGCCUUGGCAGAGAUCAAGUCCCUCAUGGAGGCUGGUGCCAGUCGGGUGGAUUUGCGGUCCACGCUCUACGUGGUGGACAUGGUCUUGAAACGGGCUGAAGUCUCUCAAGUGCGUUCGCGUGAUGACCCUUUGGCCGAUCAGAUGCGCCAAAGCUUCCUGCCAUACCUCAGCGACUGGCUGCGGCAGUAUUUGGCAGCCCCACGCAAGCAAUCUUCCCUGCAGAAACUCAGACACCUGGCACAGCGCUGGCGAGAGCAGGGCUAUUUGUCCGUGGAAGCCCUGGCACCGCUGCUGGAUCAGCUUCAGGGCGAUGGAAGCGACUCGCAGGGCGCGCUUCAGGACUCACAAUCUUCCCAAACCUCCGGGCCUGCGGGAGCCUUGCGACCAGGUGCUGAACAGCCGCCCACACGGGGAGAAGACAGCAGAACGUCGCUGAGCCGAACUUCGUUGGGCUCACGAGCUGCGAGUGUUCCAGCCGCUUCGGGCGAACGCCAUGCCGAGACCCCCGUGGCACGGAGGAAGAGUGCUUCAGGCCGUCAAAGUACCCAGCCAAAGCCGCUGGAUGCCCAAGCACGUGAGGAAGCUGCACGCCAAGGCUAUCGGCUCUUUGGGCCAGGCUCCAAGCGCCCACGCUCGCCGCGCUCGCCGCGCUCCUCGUCACCGCCGCCCUCGCGGCGUCUGGUGCUGCCCAGUGGCACCACGGAGACGACCGAGACCGGAGGAGAUGCAUCGCGUGCAUCCGCAUCGCCUGCCACCUCUCCCGGGGUCGCCGCGCAAAGCGCGCAAAGCGCGCAAAGCGCGCCAAGCCCAGCGGCCGCGGCGCCGCCCAUCUGGCCGGUGCUGGGAGACUGCCGUUGCCUCUUCCGCGCCGUGAUCCGUUCCAAAUACCUGGACCCCUGCAACCACUUGGACCGCGACCAGCGCGGCGAGCCAGUGGAGGAGCAGCACAAGACUCAGGAACGAGAGAAGGCCGAUGUGCUGCGGCUGCGGCUGUGCAAUCACCUGCGCGAGCGCAAGGAGGAAGUGCUAGCUUUGCUGGAGCAUCCCCUCAAGACGGUGGAUGAAUACAUUACCGGCCUCGAAGACUGGCGGACCUGGGGCGAUGAGAUUUGUCUGAAGUUUCUUCCAGAUCUCAUCCAGUGUCCAAUCCAAGUCUACUCUUGGAACAAUGAGCAACAAAACUUCUUCGACGCAGGGAUGUACCUUCCAGGCGACAAGGAGAAGCACAAAAAUGCCUGCAUUGUCUUGUGGUACAAUGGCAAGUCGCACUAUGACUUGGUCUCCACGCAGUGGCUGAGGGCAAGAGAGCAGGCCUUGAUCGAGGCCUUGACCUGACGGAUCCAAAUGGAUCUAUUUGGCCAACGGAUAGAUGGAAUCGUUCUCAGAAUGCCCGUGGCGUGUCGAACCUAAC